Messenger RNA from Piliocolobus tephrosceles (Ugandan red Colobus), 626 nucleotides. It is a transcript of the gene ATP5PF, whose product is annotated as ATP synthase peripheral stalk subunit F6. The transcript is spliced from 4 exons. The record is from RefSeq and is a predicted model, not a curated record. Bases 160 to 486 code for a protein of 108 amino acids. NCBI's taxonomy places the organism in Eukaryota, Metazoa, Chordata, Mammalia, Primates, Cercopithecidae. Gene Ontology annotation, molecular function: proton transmembrane transporter activity. Gene Ontology annotation, cellular component: proton-transporting ATP synthase complex. Gene Ontology annotation, biological process: proton motive force-driven ATP synthesis.
CGAGGCCGGCCCGCGCGGGCCCGCGUUCCCCUCCUCCCUGGCGGCCGCACUCACCCACUCCGGAAUCGGCCCUGUUGCCCCCGCCCGCACUCCAGAGCCGGCUGAGAACGGCAGCGGCGCGGGCUCCACGUGCAGCGUCUCUCCGGUAACAGAAUCAGCAUGAUUCUUCAGAGGCUCUUCAGGUUCUCCUCUGUCAUUCGGUCAGCAGUCUCAGUCCAUUUGCGGAGGAACAUUGGUGUUACAGCAGUGGCAUUUAAUAAGGAACUUGAUCCUGUACAGAAACUCUUUGUGGACAAGAUUAGAGAAUACAAAUCUAAGCGACAGACAUCUGGAGGACCUGUUGAUACCGGUCCAGAGUAUCAGCAAGAGCUGGAGAAGGAGCUUUUUAAGCUCAAGCAAAUGUUUGGUAAAGCAGACAUGAAUACAUUUCCCACCUUCAAAUUUGAAGAUCCCAAAUUUGAAGUCAUCGAAAAACCCCAGGCCUGAAGAAAUAAAGUAAAGUUAAUCUGGUAAUUUGUCAUGGGUUAGCUGUACAACUAGUUAGAUGUUUCAGAAUAAACAUGCAUUUCAUAACUGUCAAAUGUUCUUCUAAUUCUGAGUCCAAAUAAAUUAUUUGGUGAUGUUGA